UAAAUAGACACCAACCAGGAUGAAGCUCGAAAAUUCAUGAGGAGAAUAGAAGGGUUUGCAGUUGAUAAAAAGAGUCUCUAAGUAUGUGUUACAUGUAGCACUGUGACACUUGUACACCAACCUUCAUUUAUGUAGAAACAGAUUCCACCACCUCUCAUUUUCCCGGACAGUUCCUUUAUGCACCCGGAAGCCCGGUAUGGAGUCGUUGAGCCAGGUCUCCCUGAAGCACAGAGCGUGCAAAGUCAGUCAGUCCUGUUGACGAGAAGGAUCUCAUCCAUUUUGUUGGUUAGAGAGCGGAGAAUUGCUAGGUAGAUGGACGGGAGUGCAGUCCGGUUUCCUCUCUGUCAAAGCCUCACUAAGGCGCCCGCUCGCUUUCCACGUCGACAUCUUCUCCAGGUCCCGUAGAGCGCAGCUGCGCCUCUGAUCAGAAUGUCCACACAGCAUUCUUCGUUCACAAAGAUCGGAAAAAGAAUGGAUUGUUUCCGGCGCAGUUUCAUGCCGAAUUAUGCCGCCGCAGAACUGUUCCAACUAUGAGUCACGUAACGUUGUCCACGGGAAAUGAAUUGGAUUUAUAGCUCUACAGACCUGCACUAGCUCAGCAAUGGUAAGCUAUUCUUACACCUUUUACGUCAGACUGUGUACACAUCACGUAAUAAGAAGAUCCGCGGCUGUCUCCUGUCCACUAUAAGACACAACCACUUACAUGAGUUAUCUUUAUUUUCUGCGCUUUAGGCCAAAUGGCACGCAGAGAGAGGACAGUUAUAACGAAGGAGCAAAAAGAGGCGCUGAAGUCCUCAUUCCAGGAAGGAAUGACAAGUGUUGGCUCACCAUUAAUCCCAGCAGCUGCUGAGGCUACUGGCUUGGCCCCUGCUGUCAUAGAAAACUGGAUUGGAAACUAUAAAAGGUCCCUAAAGGCACCUUCUGACCGGAGGCCUCGAAAGCCCAAACUUCACACCCGAGAACUUUCUGCUUACAAUCUCUUUUGCAGAGAUCUUCUAAGAAACAAGGGCACACUCAGAGAUAUUAAGCCCAGGUGGUCCUCAUUAGGGGAGGAGCAGAAGAAUAACUACCUCGAAGAGGCAGCCGCCCUUAAGGCUGAAGGAAAAACACAGCACCUUAGCCCUGAGAUGAGGGAGCUUAAGGUUAAAAAGCACCUGAAGCAGCUCAAGUUAGAGGUAUCCAGUCUUGAGGCGCUGGGUGUGGAAACAGCCGUGCUGUCACUCGACCGCCUGAAGGCUGACUCCGAGGUGCAUAAAGUGAGCAGCAGAGGAGCCGCCGGCUUCCUCGACUCAGCGGACACGGUCAACAGUUUUGCUAUGCAUUUUAAAGGUAGCUCUUCAGCUGCGUCUACCACUAAAGAGCCAGUCAGUGUCAUGGUUAAAAGGGUGCAGGAACUAUUCAACCAAAAGUACAAGGAGGCCGGGGGUGACGGGAGGCUACCAUACCAGUCUCUGCUAAAUCAAAGCAUCACCAUACAUGUCGCUGGGCUGCCAAAUGGCAUAACACUAAAAAAACCAUCCUUUUACGGAAGAUUACAGCUGGAGGAAAUACUGAAGGCUGCAGAGCAGAUUUCCUUUCAGAUAGGCCCAGGCAGAGGUAUCCCGACAAAGACUAUGGACGAGAUACUAACAGCAAUGUGUGAAAACGACUCAUCGGACAUUUGCUGUGUCUGCUAUACUCAUUUCAACAAUGACAAGAAGAAUGCUGUGAAGAAAUGGCGUCAGUGAUGUCAGUCCCACACCACGGUCGCACACGAGGGCGGUUUCACAAAGAACUUGUUGAUUCGUUGAAAAGUCAGAGCCAUCCUGCAGCCACAGUUAGCUUUAGGGACAAGCUCUGCCCAACAAACAUUUCUGACAUUCCUGCCCACCAUACACCCACAGUCCUGCUUUCCAUCUUAUCUUUAUAGUCACCUAAUAAUGAUCAUAAUUACCUUUAUUUGGCCAAGUAUGUUGCACACAAGGAAUUUGUUUCCGGUACAGAACUGAGGCAGCCAUCUGU
Molecule: messenger RNA, 2001 nt
Organism: Monopterus albus (swamp eel)
Lineage: Eukaryota; Metazoa; Chordata; Actinopteri; Synbranchiformes; Synbranchidae
Exons: 11
Coding region: 738-1727 (329 amino acids)
Cellular component (GO): nucleus
Molecular function (GO): DNA-binding transcription factor activity; DNA binding
Source: RefSeq, a predicted model, not a curated record